Molecule: messenger RNA, 748 nt
Organism: Dreissena polymorpha
Lineage: Eukaryota; Metazoa; Mollusca; Bivalvia; Myida; Dreissenidae
Product: apoptosis regulator Bcl-2-like
Exons: 2
Coding region: 112-669 (185 amino acids)
Biological process (GO): intrinsic apoptotic signaling pathway in response to DNA damage; extrinsic apoptotic signaling pathway in absence of ligand; regulation of apoptotic process
Cellular component (GO): mitochondrial outer membrane
Molecular function (GO): protein heterodimerization activity; protein homodimerization activity
Source: RefSeq, a predicted model, not a curated record
AAAGCCGUAUUAUUGUGAUCUCGAAACAACUAGGCCAGUUAAUAUAUUUCGACGUUUUAUUGGAUUCUUUGUUUCAUUCAAAGUGUUACUUUGAAACACUCAAUAGUAAAAAUGAGUGCGAACGAUAAUGGAUUAAAUUCGGCCACUAUUUUGGCGUUUUACAUUGAAAAAAAGGCGGAAAAAGUCGGGGUUAAGUCGAACAAUUCGCCCAUCAGAAAUUUUCACACUAACAAAGUCACUGAUACGGUAAUAGAGCUAUGUGAGGACUUUGAGAAAAGAUAUGAAAACUGCUUUGGGGAAAUGUGCAAGACAUGCGCGAGCAAGGACUUAACUCAGGAGGGUUAUUGGUGCAUUUUGAGUGAAUUGUUAGACAAAGAUCUUAACUGGGGUCGCAUUAUAGCCAUAUUCGCGUUCGCUGGGGCAUUGUCGGUAGACCGAAUGCGGUCAAAUUGCCAUGGGGACGUCGAGAAUAUCCAGGAUUGGACGUGCAAGUUCAUGAGAAAAUACGUGGAACAAUGGGUUGAAAAGAAUAACGGAUGGAAUGGAUUGGUAGAAUUCCACAACAAACCGGUUGAAAACCAGAACGGUGGAUGGGGAUCUAUGAUCGGCGCGUUCGGGGCGGCGUUCGGUGCCGCAUGUCUGCGGGUGCUUCUCCCAAGCCGUGGAUGAGGCCUACGUUUCUCUCCGUGCUUCAAGUAUCGCAGAAUGCCUGCUUAAAAAAAAGGAACACUGCAACUACGAUCAGACG